AUGAGGUUCAACAUUGUCUUCGGCCUGGCUGCCGCUCUCGCUCUUGCUCCCAAUGCCGUUGCUCUCAACCUGUUCGGCCACCAGCAGGAUGCCACUCCCACCUCUGGUGCUCAACCCUCCGGCACUGUCCCCAGCGGUCUCCCCCAGGGCUCCAGUGGCUCUGAGGGUGGCUUCAGCGGCGGUGCCCAGGAGUCUGGUCGCCCCGAGGCCUCUGGUACCGUGCCCUCCGGCGUUGCUGGCGGUUCCCAGGGUGGUUUCCCCUCCGGUGGUGCCCAGCCCAGCGGUGGAUUCGGCCAUGGUGGUCAUCACGGCGGUCACGGCCACGGUGGUCAGGGCGGUUUCCCAUCUGGAGGCGCUCGGCCCUCUGGUAGCUUCGGUGGCUCUGGCCAGGGUGGUGAGGGCGGCGCUGCUCCUACUGCUACCCCCACUGGUACUUUUGGAGGCUCUAGUGGCCAGGAUUCUGGCUUCAUCACUGUCUCCGGUGCUCUCCCUACUGGCUCGGCUGCCCCCGAGUCUGGCAGCUCCUCCUCUGAAGGCACCCAGCAGUUUGAGCGUGUUCACGCCCGCCAGAUCCGCCCCUUCUAG
Messenger RNA from Penicillium subrubescens, 585 nucleotides. RefSeq lists its product as uncharacterized. The coding region runs from base 1 to 585 and encodes 194 amino acids. The transcript is spliced from 2 exons. NCBI's taxonomy places the organism in Eukaryota, Fungi, Ascomycota, Eurotiomycetes, Eurotiales, Aspergillaceae. The record is from RefSeq and is a predicted model, not a curated record.